This is a messenger RNA of Fulmarus glacialis (Northern fulmar), 939 nucleotides long. It is a transcript of the gene CD274, whose product is annotated as CD274 molecule. The record is from RefSeq and is a predicted model, not a curated record. The transcript is spliced from 7 exons. Bases 1 to 939 code for a protein of 312 amino acids. Lineage: Eukaryota; Metazoa; Chordata; Aves; Procellariiformes; Procellariidae. Gene Ontology annotation, cellular component: external side of plasma membrane. Gene Ontology annotation, biological process: positive regulation of T cell proliferation; cell surface receptor signaling pathway; T cell costimulation.
AUGGAAAAGCCUUUGCUUUUGUACAUAUUUUUAUUCUACUGGCAUUUCCUAAAUGCUUUAUUCACGGUUGAAGCUCCCCAGUCACUCUACACUGUGGAACAUGGGAACAAUGUGACCAUGGAAUGCACGUUUCCAGUGAAUGGGAAACUAAAGUUUAGAGAUUUAAGUGUCAGCUGGGAAAAGAAUGAUGAGUUAAAGCAGGUUUACGUACUUCUCAAAGGAGAGGAAGACUUUGAAAGUCAGCACAGUGACUUUAAGGGAAGAAUAAGAUUGCUGAAAGAAAAUCUGAACUUGGGACAGUCUCUCCUUCAGAUCACGGAUGUGAAACUCAGAGAUGCCGGGGUUUACCGCUGUCUUAUUGGCUACGGGGGAGCUGACUACAAGACAAUCAAUCUGAAAGUUAAGGCUCCUUAUAGAACUAUAACCCAAGGAGUGGUGAGCACAGGAGACAACAAAUGGAAGUUGACAUGUCAGUCAGAAGGAUACCCACAAGCUGAAGUGAUAUGGCAAAACAGAGAGUAUGAAGAUUUGACAGAUAAGGCAAACACAAGUUAUGAAACUGGAAGUGAUCAGCUGUAUCGUGUGACAAGCACCCUUACAAUCAAAAGUCGGACUGAUGAGAUCUUUUACUGUGUAUUCUGGAAUAAAGAGCUGCAAGAAAAUACAUCUGCCAUUUUACACAUAGCAGAUUCAGCUGAUGGAGUUCUGUGGACUGAGAGCAGACGCUUUGUUGGAACAAUUCUCAUUGUGACUGCUUUCUUUGGAUCAGUGCUUCUAUUUAUGCUCUGCGUAAGAAAAGCUAGAGCAAAUAAGGACAACAGAACACCUGUGGCUAGUUCAUCAAUAGCAAAGCUGUCAAAAGAUAAGGAUACACAUGACUGCAUAGAUGCUUCUUUUGAAGAUGAAGAGCUGAAAUAUAUGCAAAUUGAGAAGACCUAG